Molecule: messenger RNA, 2535 nt
Organism: Branchiostoma floridae (Florida lancelet)
Lineage: Eukaryota; Metazoa; Chordata; Leptocardii; Amphioxiformes; Branchiostomatidae
Product: zonadhesin-like
Exons: 15
Coding region: 1-2535 (844 amino acids)
Cellular component (GO): extracellular matrix
Molecular function (GO): protein binding; calcium ion binding
Source: RefSeq, a predicted model, not a curated record
AUGUCAAAUGAACAAACAGGUUUACGUCAUCGACACCAUGACGUCAUCAGACGUGACCAUCUCCAGCAGGACGCUGAGGUUCAGGACACACGCCACACCUUUCAGACCGGAAACUACCACAUCCUCAUCGACCAGGGAGCAGUGGUUGGUCAGCAUGGCUGUGCUAGAGGAGGGCCGGCGUUUACAGGAAUCAGCAACAAAAAUCUCUGGACAUUCCAGGGAUUCGAAACCAAUGAGUGCCUGUCUCAGCCCUGCCAAAAUGGAGGCCUGUGCGUGGAUGGAGACAAGCGCUACGACUGUCAGUGUGCGCCUGGCUUCAUCGGUGUUAACUGCGAGACACUGGAUGGUGGUACCUGUACAGCGUGGGGAGAUCCCCACUAUAUAACAUUUGACGGGCUGGCGCACCACUUCCAAGGGGUGUGUGACUACGUGCUGGCUGAACAGUGCGGCAACACCACAGACUUCAGGGUCGAGGUUACCAACGAGCCGUGCGGCAGCAGCUCCCGCGUGUCCUGCACCAGGGCCGUGUACUUAGACGUGAAGGGAUACAGGAUCUCCAUUCUUCAGAGAAAAACUGUUUUGGUCAAUGGAGUUCGAUACACUCCGCCGUUCAACCUGAAGAACACUGUGUGGGGAAGUUACAGUGGCAUCUUCCUGCUUUUGGAGACUAACAUUUCUGUUAAAGUCUUCUACGACGGCUCCCAUCACGCAAAAGUGUUCGUGCCGUGGACCUACAGGAACCAGACGUGCGGAUUGUGCGGGGAUUUCGAUGGUGACAAGGAGAACGACUUCAGGACGUCCUAUGGAUGGAUCGCAGGAGAUGAAACCACAUUCGGAAAUAGCUGGGCCACGACGUGGUCGAGCUGCUCGGAUGAUGGGGCGGAUGAUGGGUCGACACCAGCACCUGCCAGUGUCUGUAGUCCUGCACUACUACAGACAGUCGCAGGCCCCACGAUGUGCGGCAUGCUGACGGAUCGGAACGGUGCUUUGGGUGUGUGCCACAACCUCACAGACCUCGGCGUGUUCUACGACUCCUGCGUCUUCGAUGUUUGCGCUAACGGUGGAGAUGCCGCGCAGCUGUGCCAGAACCUGGAGUCUGCAGCUCGUGUGUGUGUGGAGGCGGGGCACCCUGGUCUGACUGCCUUGUCCUGGAGGAACCAGACUUUUUGUCCUUUGCCCUGUGGAGCUAACAGCACGUACUCACCGUGCACCAGCGCUUGCCCUAACACAUGCUCCAGUCAGAAUGCUACCAUCAGCUGCCUCACUCCGUGCGUGGAGGGAUGUGCGUGCGAACCUGGAUUCGUUCUCAGUGGAGACUCGUGCGUUCAGCCCGAUGACUGUGGAUGCGAACGCAGCGGACGAUACUUCAAGAUUGGCGAAGUAUGGGGGGAACCAGGAAACCUCCAAUGUUCUUGCGGCAGGCUGGGAAGCAUCUCCUGCCGUCCCAUCUCCUGUGAAGAAGAGUUCACGUGGACUGUACGUAAUCAAGAUUAUGGGUGUUACUGCCUUCAUGACCACCGAUGUACAGCUCCAGAGCCGCCAUCAGACCUGACAUUGCUGACAGCAAACACAACAAGUAUUGUAAUCUCCUGGUCAGCCUCGCCAUUCACUGACGGCUACCGUGUCAUUGGUACCGAGCAAGGUGGAUUCUCACAGCCGACAGUUGUAGUGAACGGGACCACCUCUGCUGUCAUCACAGGACUUCUGCCGGGAACUAUGUACAACAUCAGUGUUUACUCCUACCGAGGUUCACGGGAAAGUCCUGGUGCUUCGAGCAGUCUGUUUGCUACAGCUGUAGACCCGCCAACCGAACUUCAGGUUGUCCAGACGACGUUCAACACAAUCAGCGUUUCCUGGACUUUGCCAAGUUCCACCUUGGUGAGAUUUCGGGUGAGUGAGACUCCGGCAGGCGGGAGCACUCGCGACCUCUACCCGCCGCCUGGACCUGACGACACGUCGGCUACCGUCACAGGACUGCUCCCGGCGGUUCAGUACAGGAUCACGGUCGUGGCUGUGGGGUUGUAUGGGGAGAGUGCUGAAACAUCGGUCACAGCAUCAACUGAAUCCGGACGUGGACAUCUAACAUGUGACCCGUCCUACAUGCGCGUUAUAUUCACCAGAGAGGUUCUUGUUGGGGUGGAGGUGGGCACUUUGCGCCUGCGUGACCCAAACUGCCGUGCAAAUGUUAACAGUACACACGUGAUACUCACGGCACCUCUGAACGGAUGUGGAACCAUAUCCGAGGAUGCAGCCGACAACCCCAAAAUGUCUUUCACAAACGAGGUAGUGUUCGGCGCUGCCGUGCCGGACGGUGUUAUCGUCAGGACCCCGGAGCAGCGCUGGCCGUUCCGCUGUGACUACGUCCGGGAGGACAUCGUCGGAGUUGGUCCGAUCCUUUUCCCGAUACCACUGCCAAAUGUGACGAUUCCCAGUUCGAAUGGCUCCUUCACAUUUAGCAUGAACUUGUAUCACUCCGAGGCAUUUCUGCGGCCAUAUGACCAGAAUGAGUUUCCUGUCAAGGUACUGUACUGUUGA